UACACACACAAACACAACACAUAAAUACAAACUCUCUACUCCUAUUAUUGCCUCUUUUCCUUCAUCAUCACCACCAAUUCCAUUCCCUCUUUGCUACUAUUUCUUUUUCAAACCUCCAAACCAAACAGGGUUUUUCUCUUCUCUUCUUUUUCUUUCUCUUCUCUUCUCUUUUUUAUUUUUUUAAUUUUCAUUUUUUUCACACUCGAAUUUUCUUCUCUUCUCACAUCGAAAACUUCCCCUUUUUGAUUCUCUGCAAAAUCACUUUUUGCCUCUCCCAGAAUCAAAUUCCCUGGAAUUCCAAUUCUGGGUCGUGUUUGUUUUCUUCAAAGACUCAAACGAGACGAAGCAAAACGAUCCUACUGGUUCUUCUUCUCUCGUAGUUCGUGGAUACCCGUGAUUGUUUUUGGCUGAAAGCUGCUUAUUUGGUUACUGGUUUUUGCUAACCCAAGCGGUAGAAGAUGGUUAGAGUGAAGAAUCAGAGUGAUUGUUGAAGUAGUGAGGUUUAGGGUUUUUGGUGGGGUUGUGGUUGAAUUAGGGUUUAGGGUGCAUGAGAGGUAGAAUUGUGCUGUGAUGGAUGUGGAGGGAACUGGGGAGUUGGUGCCUUUGGACCCAGAUAUGUUGCAGCUUCAGGAAGUGUCUCCUAUUGCACUCAAAUCGAAUCCUUAUGUUGCUGAGGAGCUUUUCUCACAGUGGCUUUCGCUUCCGGAUACGUGUCGCCUGGUUAAGUCAUUGCUUGCUGAUGCAAAGGCAGGAGCUCCAUUUAGUGCUCUUGAGAACUUAACAAAUACAAACGCUCUUUCAAGCAACCCAUUACCGAACUUAUUUCCUGCUGGGAGUACACCACCACUUUCCCCACGCAGUUCAUCUGGUUCGCCACGUACCAUGAAACAGAGAACUAGUCCUUCUUCAUUAGGUUCUCCACUAAAAUUAGUCCGUGAACCUGCAAGGGAAAUCAUUCCUCAGUUCUACUUCAAAAAUGGUCCUCCUCCUCCAAGUGAACUAAAAGAGCAUUUCCUGUUUCAAAUUGAGAGUCGAUUCUAUGGUCAUUUGGAUGGUCUGAAACUACAUGAAUUUAAGGCUGUUACAAAAGAGAUCUGUAAACUUCCCUCAUUUUUCUCCACUGCUCUUUUCAAAAAGAUUGAUAUUAGUUUUACUGGAACCAUAACUAGGGAUCAAUUUAUUGACUAUUGGAUUCGGGGAAACAUGUUAGCUAUGGAUUUACCCACACAAAUAUAUACCAUACUGAAGCAACCACAUCGAUCAUACCUUGUACAGGAUGAUUUCAAACCUAUAUUGAGGGAACUAUUGUCCACUCAUCCUGGAUUGGAGUUUUUGCAAAACACGCCUGAAUUUCAGGAAAGAUAUGCUGAGACUGUCAUCCAUAGAAUAUUUUACUACAUGAACAGAUCAGGAAAUGGCCGACUUACCCUGAGGGAGUUGAAACGUGGGAACCUAAUUGAAGCCAUGCUGCAUGUAGAUGAGGAAGAGGAUAUUAACAAAGUUCUGAGGUACUUCUCAUAUGAGCAUUUUUAUGUCAUUUACUGCAAAUUUUGGGAGCUCGAUGCAGAUCAUGACUUUUUGAUUGAUAGAGAGAACCUUAUUAAAUAUGGGAACCAUUCUCUUACAUAUCGGAUUGUUGAUAGAAUUUUUUCCCAGGUCUCAAGGAAAUUCACCAGUAAAGUUGAAGGGAAGAUGAAUUAUGAGGAUUUUGUUCAUUUCAUACUUGCAGAGGAAGAUAAAUCAUCUCAACCCAGUCUGGAAUACUGGUUCAAAUGCAUUGAUUUGGAUGGAAAUGGAAUACUGACAUCAAAUGAAAUGCAGUUCUUUUAUGAGGAGCAGUUGCAUCGGAUGGAGUGCAUGGCCCAAGAGCCAGUGCUUUUUGAAGAUAUAUUAUGUCAAAUAGUUGAUAUGAUCGGACCAGAGAAUGAUGGAUAUAUCACAUUACGAGAUGUAAAAGGCAGCAAACUUUCUGGAAAUGUCUUCAACAUUCUUUUCAAUCUCAACAAGUUUAUUUCUUUUGAGACUCGGGAUCCGUUUCUCAUACGUCAGGAACGCGAGGAUCCAAAUAUGACAGAGUGGGAUCGUUUUGCGCAUAGAGAGUAUAUUAGGCUUUCUAUGGAAGAAGAUGGUGAAGAUAUGUCAAAUGCCAGUGGAGAUGUCUGGGAAGAAUCACUUGAGGCCCCAUUCUGAAAUUAAUUAGGUAAAUGGAAGGCAAUGGAUGCAUGUGCUUCUAAGAAUCUGUGCACUCUAACCCUUGAAUAUGCAAGCGGUAUAACAUUUGAAGAGGCUUUGGCUGUAAAUGUCUAAUGGUGGUUUCUCUUUAAAUCUGUUUAGCAAGAAACUAAGAACAGCAACAGGGUACUAGCAGGUGCAGAUUAUUUGUUCUUGUUCAUAUACUUUUUUUUUAGAAUUAUCCGUAAUUUCUGUAAAAAAUCCUUGAAGUCUUUUUUUUUUUCACCUCUGAGUUUUCAUUUUUUUUCCUUUACAAAUUUUAUAAUGGUUAAUUGUAUUAAACUUUCGAUGUGUUUCGUUUGUUUAUUAUAGUGAAGAGAAAAUGCCAUAUCAUCGUUAACCUAGA
This is a messenger RNA of Lotus japonicus, 2578 nucleotides long. Its product is annotated as serine/threonine protein phosphatase 2A regulatory subunit B''beta-like. The record is from RefSeq and is a predicted model, not a curated record. NCBI's taxonomy places the organism in Eukaryota, Viridiplantae, Streptophyta, Magnoliopsida, Fabales, Fabaceae. The coding region runs from base 571 to 2190 and encodes 539 amino acids. Gene Ontology annotation, biological process: protein dephosphorylation. The transcript has 13 exons. Gene Ontology annotation, molecular function: calcium ion binding; protein phosphatase regulator activity. Gene Ontology annotation, cellular component: protein phosphatase type 2A complex.